Molecule: messenger RNA, 1052 nt
Organism: Halteromyces radiatus
Lineage: Eukaryota; Fungi; Mucoromycota; Mucoromycetes; Mucorales; Cunninghamellaceae
Product: Gti1/Pac2 family-domain-containing protein
Exons: 3
Coding region: 73-945 (290 amino acids)
Molecular function (GO): DNA binding
Source: RefSeq, a predicted model, not a curated record
AAAACGCUUAUCCAUCAUACAGUUUUUUUUCUUUUCUUUUUUUUUUUUUAACUUUCUCUCUAUUCUCUUUCAAUGACCUUUACAGAAACCUUUUAUGGUUAUAUUGAAACUACUACUGAUACAUUAUUAAUAUUUGAAGCUUGUAGACGAGGUAUCUUACCAAAAAUAUCUAGACGUUUACAAGAAAAGGAACGUAGUUCCAUUCGUUCAGGCACUAUAUUUGUGUUUGAUGAGAGGGAAAGUGGUAUAAAGCGAUGGACAGAUGGUUUGAUAUGGAGUCCUUCAAGAAUAUUAGGCAACUUUUUGAUAUACCGUGAAUUGGAUGGUCGUGAAAAUAUACCAAAACGCAUGGAUGUUUCUGACCGGGAUGGAUUUGAUUUGACAUUCCAAAAACAACAACCACCUUAUUCUCCUUAUGCGUCACAACAACCUUCUUGUGAACAAGCUGAUCGAUAUCGUGAACGUGCAUUGGUUGGAUCUUUGACAACAUCAUAUCGGUUUAAACCUAGUGGAUUGAUUAAGAAAACAAUGAGUAUCGUCGUCAAUGGAAACCAUCUACAUUUGAUUAGUUAUUACAACAAAAACGAUGUCAUCAAUAAUACUUUACCUACUCCAUCAACAACAGCUUCACUGGCUCACUUGCGUAUCUCCUCUGACAUGAUUCACCGUCAAAGUUUCCGUGUAUCACCCUUGUUGGAAUCACCUUUAUCUCAAAUUUAUCCUAUCAACACUAAUGAUGCUUCUAGUAGAGACACUCAGCAAGUCAAGUCUUUACCUUCACCUUCCUCUUCUCCUUGCUCUACAUCUCCUAAUGCUCUGGUGAAUCCUUCUUCUUAUCAUCCAUUAACGAAAUCUGUUCAUUGUAAGUGUAUGAUACUACUACUACUACUAGUGCAAUUGGACAACGGCGUCGACGUUCUUCUUCACCCAACUCUAUCAAUUUAAUUCAAUCCCGGAAAUUUGCAAAGAUUCAAACUGAUGAUGGAUCUGUUCGAUCAAGUAGUUCUUCUCUAUCAAGUCCUCAUGAUCAACUCACCUAUGGAACUACUCAA